This is a messenger RNA of Lathyrus oleraceus (garden pea), 1461 nucleotides long. Its product is annotated as phosphatidylinositol N-acetylglucosaminyltransferase subunit A. Gene Ontology annotation, biological process: GPI anchor biosynthetic process. Gene Ontology annotation, molecular function: phosphatidylinositol N-acetylglucosaminyltransferase activity. The record is from RefSeq and is a predicted model, not a curated record. The coding region runs from base 937 to 1374 and encodes 145 amino acids. The transcript has 5 exons. Gene Ontology annotation, cellular component: glycosylphosphatidylinositol-N-acetylglucosaminyltransferase (GPI-GnT) complex. Lineage: Eukaryota; Viridiplantae; Streptophyta; Magnoliopsida; Fabales; Fabaceae.
GCACAGAUUGUUCAAGAAAAUGUCCAAAUGUAUGAUAUGAGCUUAUGGCUGCAAUACAAAUUUAGCAGCAUCCCUCCAAUUGAGACAUAUAUGCAUUGGAAGCGACAUGAGAUUGAUUGGGUUUGUCUCAAUUCAGAUGGAUAUGUGAAAGUAUGCAUGUUGCAGGGUGAGUGUAUAGAGACCAUCAUGGAAAUUGGCUCGGUGGUUAUGCCAUGAAUCUAGGAUUUUGCAGCAAUCAGGCAGCUGAAUUAUGGGGUGUUUACAUAUGCCUCAAUGUUGCUAGAGCUAGGGGAUACAAUAAGCUAGCGCUGGACAAAUUAACGAAAUCCAGCCCAAACCGACCGAACCAUGUGGCCCCGUAGACACCGGUUCGGGUGAGUCGGUUUUUCGGUUUGACGGUUUGAAUAAUCUUGGGUUCACAUGGGUUAAACCGGUCGGUUUAGGUUUGGUGAUCCUAGCAUGUUUAUAAUGUCGACUUAACAGACACUUGUUAAUCUAAGAAGAAAUUUACACCAGUUUGUAACAUGACCUCUGGAGCAAAGGGACACCAUUUCAACCGAAUAACCCCCAAAAUAAAUUAGUGAUUGUUGCUACUUUCUACUUUUUGCUUAUGUACCAUUGGUUGGUUAACGUAACAUGCUGACCUAUGUCAUGAAUCCACUUCAAACAGUUAAUAUCUGAUCCAAACUAGAUUGAGUCACAAAUACAUCUUUUCUGAUUCUUUGUUAUUGAUUUGAAGAUAUUAAGGACAUGAACUUUAUCAUUCUGAGGUGUAUCCAAUAUUAUUUCUUUUGUAUUUAUUGUCCUACCUGAUCUUUGCACUGUUACAGUUCCUUAACAGAAGCUUUUUGCAUAGCCAUAUUAAAGGCUGCUAGCUGUGGAUUGUUAACAGUCAGCACGCGUGUCGGAGGUGUUCCUGAGGUUGUACCAGAUGACAUGAUUGUUUUGGCAGAACCUGAUCCAAGUGAUAUGGUGCGCGCAAUCCAAAGGGCAAUAACUAUGCUGCCUAAAAUUGAUCCUCAAGUCAUGCACAAUCGAAUGAGGGAACUCUAUAGCUGGCAUGAUGUUGCCAAAAGGACCGAAAUUGUAUAUGACCGUGCUCUGAAGUGUUCCGAUCAAAACCUACUUGAACGUCUCUCACGAUACCUCUCUUGUGGAGCAUGGGCAGGAAAGAUCUUUUGCUUGGUUAUGAUCUUCAAUUUUUUGCUAUGGCAUCUACUGGAACUAUGGCAGAUGAAAUUGAGGAGGCGCCCGAUGUUAUUCUUUCGCGCAACUGCGAUGGAUUGGAGGGAUGUUGCAGAAAAUACAACAAUGCAGAAAAUUACAAUAGUAGUGAUACUAAUAAUAUUUCAUAGGAAAAAAAUGCUGACAUGAUUCGACGAUUCUGCUUCAAAUGAGUCAAUUAAGCUCCCAUUUCCGAAAAAUGCAGCAAUUUCAUAAGUUUUAAGAUAUAUUGUUUUA